Molecule: messenger RNA, 942 nt
Organism: Eimeria tenella
Lineage: Eukaryota; Apicomplexa; Conoidasida; Eucoccidiorida; Eimeriidae
Exons: 5
Coding region: 1-942 (313 amino acids)
Source: RefSeq, a predicted model, not a curated record
AUGGAGCGAAUUGCACGAAUUAAACCCCUAGUUGAUUUGCAACAACUAGAAUUCCUCCGUGUCCUCCCAGGGUCCGACUUGGACCAGUUUUUGCGGUACAUUUACUUGAGAACAAGUUUGUCCGCCUUGUCUUUCGCGCUGACGCACCCCGCGCUGGAGGGCGCAGUGCCUUUCCACCUGCUCGCGCGAAUUGCCUCCGACUGUUUCUUUUUGGGAAAACAUCCCGACGUGCAAAAAAAGAUAAAUCGGCAAAUUCGAAACAACUCCGAGGCCGAGAGGGUCCCGAGAUUCGACAAGUACUUCGCGGGAUUCAUUGCAGCAACUUGCAACUUGCUGACGAUUGAAGUGUACAGACGGACGAUGAAGGAGAAGUCUUUGGGGACUCCUUUGAAGUUGGAGAAGAACAAAAAAGAAAAAGAAAACGAAAACGAAGAAAAAGAAAACGAAAACGAAAAUAAAAGUGAAAACGAAGGCGAAGCCGAAGACGCCGAGGUCGACCUCGACACUGCGCUCGGCUCUGCAACUUACUACCCCGUGUGUCUACGGCUGAUGAAAACGCUGACGUCCAACGACUACGGCACUUGGCUGGAGCCUCUUUGCUUUUUAUUUGCAGCUUUUGCCAAAGUCCUUUCCGCCGCGCAAAUCGUCGUCACCAGUAAGCAGCAGCUGCAGCCGCAGCAGCAGCAGCAGCAGCAGCAGCACAAGCAGCAGCAGCAGCAGCCCAAGCAGCAGCAGCUGCAGAAGCACCAGCAACACAAGCAGCAGAACCAGCAGCACAUCGGGAGCAGCAGCAGCAAAAGCAGCACAAGCAGCAGGGGCACAAGCCUCAAGCAGCAGCAGCAAAAGCAGCAGAAACAGCAACACAAGCAGCAGCAGCAGAAGCAGCAGCAGCAGCAGCAGCUAGCGGGAGAACUAAAAUUUGAAUAUGCUGCGUUAUUUUAA